Molecule: messenger RNA, 939 nt
Organism: Cercospora beticola
Lineage: Eukaryota; Fungi; Ascomycota; Dothideomycetes; Mycosphaerellales; Mycosphaerellaceae
Product: SDR family NAD(P)-dependent oxidoreductase
Molecular function (GO): oxidoreductase activity, acting on the CH-OH group of donors, NAD or NADP as acceptor
Source: RefSeq, a predicted model, not a curated record
AUGGCUGACUACAUCCUCUCCUUCCCACCCUGGUCCGGUAGCACUUUCGUUCCCCGAGGUCCCCAGCACGCCGGGCAUAUCCCGUCCAACCUCGCCCUACCCGCCGGCCACAAGCUUCCAAAGCCCUUCGUCGCUGUCAUCACAGGCGCCAGUCGAGGAAUCGGAGCCGGCAUCGCCAAAGCCUUUGCACAGGCAGGAGCUACUGGACUCUUGUUGACGGCUCGCAAAGCCAAAGAUCUCGAAGCGACGAAGCAGGCCUGUUCGGAGUUGUCGAAAGGCAACGGUAACGACGAGUUGAACGUUGUCUGCCUCGAGGCUGACAACGGAGAAGAAGAAUCUGCGAUCAGAAUUCGAGAGGUUGUAGAGAAGGAAUUCAAGGGUGGAUCUUUGGAUCUCCUGGUGAACAAUGCGGGCAUCAUUGGCACCAAUGCCAGCAUGUUCGCCAAACCCGGUGAAAUCGACACUUCUCAAAUUGAAGGGCCAAACAAAGUGAAUCUCUUGGGAAGAUUCUACAUGACGAAGCACCUUUUGCCCCUUAUUCUCCAUAACCAUCGACCCACAAAGAGCAUCAUAAACGUCAGCAGCAUCGGAUCGCAGGUUUCGGGUCCUCUUGGCUUCUCUCUCACCGCCCUCGCCACAAACCGUCUCUCACAACGUGUAGCAGAGGCCUACUCCGACCAAGGAGUCUUCUCUGCUGCGAUCCAUCCUGGUGCAGUCUGGCCUGAAGUCGUCCCCGAAGGCUUUCCAGAGAGUGCGAAAGAGUGGUCUACGGAGAGUGUAGAUCUCGCAGGGGCGUGGCUGGUUUGGCUCGUUGGGGGAGAAAGAAAGGAGUGGUUGAACGGCAGGUAUCUGGACGUGACAUGGGACGUAGAAGAGUUGGAGAAGAGAAAAUACGAAAUUGUCGAGAGAGAUUUGUUGAAGAUGAGAUUGAUGAUUUGA